AUGGUGGUCCCAUAUAUCGACACGCCGCGUACCGAAAUCGACGGGAACGCGACUUAUCUCACCAACGGGUUUCGCAGCGCGGGCCGAACACAUCUUUCCGCGCUCGAUUCAUUGGAGAACUCGUUCGCAACACCAUCGAAGGACCACGACGUGAUCAGAGGAUUUGGAGAUGGACGGAAACGCGUGUCAGACGUGUCCAACUCGGGCACACCGCGCGCAAAUGGGGGGACGAAGUCCUCGAGAAGCGCGUUAAGGCAACUUCCAUCUGCUGGACCUGCUCGUGGGGAGUUCACUCCCUUGAUGCGAAGCGCGACAAAGAACAAUUUCUUGAAGAAUACGAAUUCGAACCGAGGCGUUGACGACCCGAGAACACCAUCACAUUUGCGCGAGACGAGCCGCCGCAGCGCUGCGUACACCCCAAGACUACCCGCCAACGACAUGUCCGAUAUCUACGAAGAAGAGGCGACAGUCGACGAGCCUACCCCUCUCCCGCGUGUUGCCAGCAGCAGCGCUCAAUCUACACCGAUGCCAUCCCUUCUUGGACGCGACGGGAGGGGCGUUUUGGGGGAUGGGCAGAACAUGACCCUGAAGGAGCAGGAGAGGAUAAUCGACCGGCUUGAUAAGGACAACUGGAAUUUGAAAUUGAAGAUCCACUACCUGGAGGAGCAGCUCGAGAAGGCAGGGCCUGAAUACAAUAGCGCGGCACUCAAGGAAAACACUGAACUCAAAGUACUUCGUCUGACAAUGCAGCGCGAUAUCCGCCGAUACAAGCAAAGCUUGCAGAAAGCCGAACGUGACUUGGAGGAUUACCAUCAGCAACUCACGGAGAUGAGGGACAAGGCGCGACGCAGAGUGACCGACGAGGAAGUGCAGCGCGAAAUGGAACUUCUGCGAGAGGAAAUUGAAUCGAGAGACAAUGAGCUUCGCGAUCUCAAAGAGGAAGUGCGAAUUGCUAAAGAAAGCCGCUCAGAAGAGAUCGAAAAAUUGCAGGAUGAAAUUGAGGACCUUGAAGCAGCUGGACGUGAAAAGGAUCGCGCCAUUGAAGAACGUGACGAAGAACUGCAAGAGUUGCGUGAAAAGGGCCAGGAGACGAAUGCCGGGGAAGAGGUACAGUAUGAGCUCGACCGUGCCAAAGAACAGAUUAGAGAGCUUCAAACUCGUCUUGAGGAUGCCAUCUCCGAGGGGCAAGAGUCAAGCAAUGCGAUAAAAAAGGCUCUAGACUCGAAAACUCGCGCCGAAGAGGAGCUUCAACAACUUCGAGAAGAAAUCAUGGACAAAUCAUUUACUACGAAAGGAGUCAAUCGACAACGCGAAGACCAGGCUCGAAGGCUCGAAGAGGAAAUCGACCAACUACGGAAAAUCAACGAGCGUCUUGAGAAAGAACUUGAGAACAAAACAGACACAAUCGCCCAUCUCGAGAGACGUUACCAAUCCGCUCAGCAUGACAUACAGAGUGACGCGGAGAGGCUGGGUGACAACUUGAAUUCCGUCAAACAUGAGCGGGAUGUGCUUUAUGAUAAGCUCCAGAAGGCAUUAGUGGAGCUCAAGGAGACUACCGAACUUCUCCAGCGCCGGACCGAGGAAAAGGAGCUCCUCCACAAUCGUCACCAGGCCCUAACUGACGAGUCUGGUGGCUUGCAGAAUGAUUUGACACGGGCACAAUCGCGGAUCCGCGAGCUGCAAACGGCUGUUGAGGAAGCUACGACAAGAGCUCAAGAUAGCCAGAGCCUGCAGUGGCAACAUAAACUCGAGCUGGACCGACUCCAGGACGAAAUUGAGUCACUUCAGCAUGAGAUCGAGGACAAAGAAGGUCACUUUGCGUUGGAGAAAGACAGGUGGGAGAGUGGAAGACGCGCUCUGGAGGCUCAAAAAGAGCGUGCUGAGGAGCAAGCGAGUGGUUUCAAGCGAACCAUUGAGAACCUUCAGCAAGCGGAGCACUCACUGUCCGGGAAAGAGUCCAGAUUGCAGAGCGCCAUCGACAGUGAGAACCAGCGUCAUCAGCAGGAAGAAGCUGUUCUUAACCGCCAAAUUCAAAAUCUUAGUGAUGAGCUCUCUCAGAAACGACAAAUUCUGGACGAACAGCGCAGUGAUCUGCUCUCCGUGAGAGAGGAACUGCGUAUCUCGCGAAGGGAGGAGCAAUUACUCAAAGACAAAGUGCAGGCGCUCGAGGAUGAGAUUGUCGUCUUGCAGUCCAGUCUCGCCGAUGAGCAGGAGUAUGCAAAGGAUCGCGUACAAAGGAGCACAUCUGAACUUGAAGGACAGCUACAGAGGGCGAUCGCUGAUCGGCAAACUCUUCGUGAUCAACUUGCCAACGCACAUGUCGAGCUCCAUGAUAUGCGAACUUCUAUCAGAGAGAUUGAGUCUGAGCGCGAUGCUGCCCAAGCUCAACUUCUUCAAUCCGGAAACGGAGACAGCUCUGCGCGGUUUGAUUCAGAAAAACUCGAACUUCGACGGACUGUGACUCGCCUUGAAAGCGAAACAAAGCGUUUGCAGGAUGAUCGAAACGCUUUGUUGGAAGCGAAGGAUAUACUGGAAAAGCAACUAGGCACAGAAAUUGAGCGAGCCACCGCCGAGGAGGGUCGUCUUUCUGCAGAAAUUGAUCGUUUACAGGACAGGCUUCUAGCGGGCUCGGGCAAUCGAGACCGCGAACUGGCCUCGGCAAAAGCAAAAGUGCAGCGUUUCGAACGACGUGUUCAGGAGCUCGAGAAGUUGCUUCAGCAAGAGCGGCCCAACGUAGACCAUGAGACUUCUGGCACCCACGGAGAAUUGUCGUUCGUGCGCCAGAGCCUUGAAGAGGCUCGCAAGCGCGAAAAGAUUCUUCUCCAGCGGGAAACGGAGCAGAAGAACAUUGCACGGUCUCUCAAGUCACGCGUUGGAGACCUCGAGCGGGACCUUCACGAGGCAUUGAUGAACAAAUACGAUCCACAUUCCCCACGAGACUCACCAUCCAACAAACUUUACGAUGAGUUGCGAAACCUUCGGAAGCAAUUGUCGGAGGCCCAUCGUUCAUUGAAGGAGACGAAGGCCAAAAAUCGUGACCUGGAACGUGCUGCCAUGAGAGAGGAAGACCAACGAGAUCUCCAUGAACUUCUCAAGUCGUCGACAAUCGAGGCAGAGGCGUUGGCUCUGAAACUUUCUGAGCGAGACUCGCGUUUGAACGAGCUCAAGAGUCAAAUACAGCGUAUCCGAGAAGAGCGCACUUUGUGUGCCCGCAAGGCCGAGAUGGCUGGGAAGGAACUCGACGCUCUUCAACGACGUUACGACGAGGCCCUGAAGAGAAUGGCCAAUCUCAAAGGUUCCAGCAAGGGCCAGCACGAGAAAGAAAUGCGAGGUCUCGGCAAGGAAAUUAUGUGGCUUCGUGCUCGCCUGCGACGAGAAGAGAAAUUCCGUCGUGAUUUGGCCUGGAGCAAGGGUCUGAUGGAGCUGGGUGAACGGGUCCGCAUCGCUUGCAAUGAGGCCGACCUUCGCAUGAUCUCUGAAAUGGGCGUCCAAGCCCGUGACCGAAACACUGCUAGAACACCUCGCCUCAAGCUCAAGACUGCCGUUUCACUCGUCCUGGCAACCGUCCGUAUGAAGCGGAUGAGUCAAGCCUGGGGCCAGACCAAGAAGAUUGGCGAAGGCUUAAAACGAGCCAAGAGCGAAUUACUCAAGCGUCGUGAAACAUCCAGCAAGAGCCUGUACGGGUCGUAA
Messenger RNA from Penicillium diatomitis, 3690 nucleotides. RefSeq names its product putative spindle-pole body protein (Pcp1). The transcript has 3 exons. Gene Ontology annotation, cellular component: microtubule organizing center. Lineage: Eukaryota; Fungi; Ascomycota; Eurotiomycetes; Eurotiales; Aspergillaceae. The coding region runs from base 1 to 3690 and encodes 1229 amino acids. The record is from RefSeq and is a predicted model, not a curated record.